This is a messenger RNA of Pocillopora meandrina, 5669 nucleotides long. The record is from the annotation of a GenBank genome assembly. Lineage: Eukaryota; Metazoa; Cnidaria; Anthozoa; Scleractinia; Pocilloporidae.
UGGAGCGAUAGAAAAAAUGGCGGCUGCGGUGUUUUGAGUUCUAAUUUGAAAUCGUAUCGUUUAUAACAAAAUGCUCGAGCUAAGCGGUGUCUUGGUGACAGAAAAUCUGUUUUAAUGCUUUUAAGGGGGCUCUGGUUUCUUAUCUAUGGGCUCAAAUGAUGUUAUCGCAGUGCAUCAGUCAGUUUUGGGCAGCUGUGUUUGCUCUUCAGCUGAUGUGACUUCCUUGCCAGAUCCAUAUGAUGUUGCAAGAAAUUUGCUGUCAGGCUUUUGUGAUUAUAAAAGACUGAGGCAUAUUCCCUCCAGAGAAUUUAAGCCAUGGUAUGGUAAGUGUAAGCUCUUGCUGUGCCCAAUCAUACCACUUGCAUCUCCUGAUCGUUUACGGUCAAUAGUGGCCACCGCAAUAAACUCACCACAAAAAAACUCGCCACCACAAAGAAUCAAAUCGCCACCGGAGGCAACUACAUCGAAUGAAAGCUAAGUUGUGGUAGUGUUUUGCGAAAUAAGAAGCGCGAACAAAUACGACGAAAGGAACUCAAACUUUAUGUCGUGUCUCAAGUAUGGAACGUUAACCGUUAAAUAAAUAAAACACUAUGAUGUCACUGAGAUUGAUCAGUUUACGUACGGGGAAAACAGAUGAAACCGCAUGAAACUUUCAUCAAAUGAAAGCUAAAAUGUUGUAGCAUUCAAAUGUGUUUUUUCAGUAAAGGGCAAAAAUGUAACUAUGCAUAAUUAAUCAUUGUUUGAUUUGAGAAAACGUGUCACUGUUCAAUUUCCUAGGGUUUCAUUUGAGAAGACAUGUCAAAAACUUGGGCUUUCUGCUUCAUUACAGGUUCCAAACACCAAACACCAUCUGUUUCGUAGUGUUUGGUUCCUGGGAUAAAGCACUUGCCCUCAUUUUUGACUUUUGACUUCUUGUUUUUUGGGCUUUGCAGGACACAGUUUUAUAAAUGAAUAAGGGUGUUGACAUUUGGAGUGUUAGCCCUUCAUCAGAGUGAUCACUCUGACAAAGGGCUAACACUCAAAACGUCAGCCUUUUAACUCUUUAUGGUGGCCAAUUUAUGUUUUCAACUCAGUUGUUAACUCUAAAUUACUUGCCACAGUUUUUUUUAAGACAGUCAUGUUACUAACCUAAAACAAGCAUUUUGGAGUGAAUUUGAAUGGCAUUUUGGGCAAUUUGAGGACUUGUUAACUCAUCAGUCUUCCUUAUGGGUGCCAUAGGGAACUUAUAAAGAACUUUGCGUAGAAUAUACUGCCGAUGUUGUUGCGCAAAAGGUCAAACAAAUUAGAAGAGAUAAUUAUUGUUUGGCUUCUUCUGUGUUUCUUUUGAAUUUCUCUGAGAUUUUAACCAUUAUUGUGAUAUAAAAGCUCUUUCCGUUACCAAAUGGCAUUUAAUAAAACUACAGCUUUUCCAUCCUUUGGAAUCAUAGUAUAAUACUAUGAAAGCUGCAAAAAGCUCCCUCUCCUACCACUUUUAUUUCUAGGGCUUCUAGACAGGACCUCAUCAGAGAAUGGUGCUCAAUUAAUAAGAAAAAUACAAAGGGAAAUUUUGUAAUUAAUUUUUCUCCUUUGAAAUGUUGCCCUGAGUUAAUGAAAACCUCAUACAAUCUACAUUUCUUUGCUAAGUGGAAAAUUUGUAAAAUUGUUCAAACACAUGCAAAUUAGGUAAUUAUUAUUAUGAUGAAGUGCUACCAAGUCCAAAUGGAUAACAACACUACGACUGUAAUGGAGAUUUUCUUUUUUAGGGAAAUGCAGGAAUGGGAAUACAGACAGAGGUUUAUUGCAGAAAUGACUGUAUUACAUUAACCUUUUACAGCCCAACAUCAGUAUCUGUAUUCUCUAUACUUUACCCUAUUCAUUUCCUUUGGUACUGACAAGGAGAACUUGGUUAACAAUCAAAGCUUAUAAAGUUGGCAGUCAUUUCCUUUAUUGUUAUCAAAUGACAGCUCUUGAUGAAUGAUUCAGCAGUAGUGCUGUUAAGAGAAAUUAGAUGCUGGUCACUCCUAGGGUUUAACAGGUUAAUAUUUCUUCUUGUUUCUUUCUUUAUAGAUGAGAGUACCUUAACCUGUUUGUGCUUCAAGGUACUUCCCCCAAAGUUGACAGUGAUUUCAGAACUGACACCAAACCAAUCAUCAGUUUUAAGGCAAAACUUCCUAUCAACAAGUGACAACUUACUUGACUUUUCACCUGUGUAUUCUGGUAAAUCAGGCUUAAAAAAAGCACAGCUGAAGAAAGGUGAUCAUCAGGGUAGUUGUGAUGACAAAGAGAAGAUUGUGAGCAGAACAUGUAACAAUCAUCCCGCAGAACACCAUAGCCCCUGGAGUAGGGGUGGUAGUGUAGAUUGUUCUAAAUGUGGAAGUGGAAAGAGCAAACUGUUGGAGGAAGCUCUAAAUCCUAUAAAUACCUCAGCCAAAUCGGUAAGUGUUGGAAAAGAUAGAGAAACACACAAAAGCUAUCUUGUGUGAUCCCCUUACUUUUCACCUUCUGUUUAUACUCUUAUCCACACAAUUCGAAUAUUAUUUUGCGAAAAAAUUACGAGAACAGUCAAACUUAUCAGCAAGGGGAUGUUGUCUUGAAAUAACACCAAAGCCCAGUCAUUCAAUGGGAAUUACCACAGUCCAAAGGAUAAAUGGCUAUCCAGUGGAUAAGUGUUGUAUUCGGUGGAUAUUGCUAUCCAACCUUCAGACAACUAGAGUCAGAUUCUCUUCCCUAAUUUACAAGGAAAGCUAUGACCAUCAAUUGGGAGAGUUACCAGAUGGAUCCUGGAACUUAGCUGGAUGUUAAUCUAUUACAUCUGUAGACUUAUUGGCAAUGUUCACUAAGAAACAAAGAUCAUUAUUUUGGGUUACUUGAAAUUUUUUUUAAUUUUGGCUAAUUAUUCUUUUCUUUUCUAUGUCAAGUUGUGGUGUGUCAGUCCUCCACAUAUCAAUUGCAGGAAAGGGAAAGAAAAAGAGACUGUUUUGGAAAAAUUCAAGGAGACAGACCUUCUCCAAGUGAAGCAACAGUAUGGAUUGGAUUAUCAUCAACGAGGAAAAUGGAUUGUUUGUGCCAAAAAAGGUUCCUUAAAAGGUACAUGAAUUACCUUCUUUUAUAUAUACCAGUUUAAGUUUGUCAAUAGAGUCAUUCAUUCUAAUUAUGUCAUUAUCAUGUGAUUGCCUUGGUAUCUUUGAAGAAUUUACUGCUGUAUUACUGUAAGUAGCUCAUUCAGGCCUUUGGACCACUGACUGGUAAGGAUGGGCCAAUAUAGUUUUUCCAAAUCAAUACAAUACCAAGUAUGAUACUGAUGUUUUUCUGUAAUAUCGAUAUUGAUAUCGAUACUGUGAUUGUAGUAUUGAAAGCAUCAAUACAUUUUGCCAGUGUAUGGAUAUUGUGCAAGUAGACCUCAGCAUUGCUGGUAUGGAAUAUUUGGUAUCAGUAUUGGCCUAUCCUUACUUAAUGGCUCAGAAAAGAGCUGGCCAUGUUGUUUUGUUUGUCUGUACAUUCUCAUGAUGUUGCAAAAUAUUAUUUGGGUAUCUUUCAUGGAAGUAUGCUUGUUACAGUUGUAGCUAGCUCUUGGGACAUUGUUUAAAUUUUGCAUGCUGUAGUUAGUCUGUGAGAACUAGUUUAAUUGUGUUUUCACUUAUUUUGUAGAACUCCUUUAUUGCUAUAGCUAAAUAAAUGAGUUAAAACAGGAAGGUUGUUUCUUCAAUUUGUGUUUGCAAAACAACUUUUUAUAUUGCAGAUUCAUUUUCAUUAUCAAAUUGUCCAAUUUCUUUUUAAAUCAAAUAUAGCUAGUUAGUAAUUGAACAUUAUACCUUAUAAAUUAAUAGAAUUAGCCAGUGCCUCUAAUUCCUCUGGUCAUCUUGUUACUCACUGGUUCACUGCUUAUACCAUAGCACUAAUGAGAGGGUAACUGCCGAUUAACAUUGACUUUUCGCUGUGAGCCUGGUUGAUUUUGAAAUUCUCUCUCAAUUGCUUCUGGUUAUUGCUAAGAAAAGAGGCAUUGGUCCUAGAAUGAUAAGGUUAGGGUUAGCGUUAGGGUUAUGUGCCAAUAAAUCAGAGGCCUCAAUGUCCCCCCCCAGAAAACCUGCAGGCAUUUGACCCUCGUCCAUGCCCAGGGGGUAGAGAAUUUGCACCUUGCUUGUUUGGAGAAUUUGAACCAGAAGUGGAAAGUCUUUCUCACAGAAUACAAGUAUCUUUAAAGGUUAACAGUUCACUUUGGCAAGUAAGUGGCUCAGAAGAAAAGGUCUACAAGGUGAACGUUUUAAAGUUUGGUCAAUUUGUUUAAAGUCAUUGUGGCUGAUUUUGCUUUUAUAAAAUAUUGAUGAUGAAAUCCGGCACUUGGGUGUGGUACUUGAACACAAUUUCACACUGGGGAGCAGUACAAAAGUUCAAAUGCCUUGGGAAUUGCUGAGGGGGGAGGGGGGGAUGUUGAAGCUUCAAAUUGAUUGUCACAUUAGAAUUAGGCUUGGGUCAGGUAUGAUUGAUCAUAGAGGUGUUCUUUUUUGCAAUACAGAGGAGAAUUUCACAAUAAAACAACUUUGGAAGAAAGUAUGCUCAUUGAUCCAAGAAGGUUGUCUUCCUUACUGCAAUGCAAAACUUCAGGUCAGGAAUUUAACCAUGGAGUAUUCUUAUGUAUGUUGAGAAAUAUGCUGACAUUGCCAGUAAUAACACUAAGACAAGGCAUGUAAUCUAGGGAAAGACUUUCAACCAUAACAGCUUUUCUAUCAUUAGUUUAGAUGUAUUACUUGUCUAUCAUUAGUUUAAAUGGAUUACUUGUGAACUGUUAGGAAACAUGGUGGAACAGUGAUAGGUAACUUGCUACAGACUACUAGGCAGUGAACUCAGAUUCAUGUGGCUUUUUACAGACAUUGCAAGAUGAGGUGUGGGUGUACUGUGACUUUGAACACUCAUUAAAGGUAAGCCUCAAAUGUAAGGCUUGGUGUCAUUUUGAUGAGCAAAUUCUACUUGAGAGUAAAGGGAAAUGUAGUAGUAUAAUGGUAAGCAUGCUGUUCUUUGGUUGGACAAGUCUGGGUUCUUAUCCCCCCUAGAAGUUUGAGUAUGUUCACCCUUUACAUCCUUACAUCAGUAUGCAAGUUCUCCAUACUGUUAUUUAUACAUUUCCUAUAGUGCUUGUUAGGAGAAUUUGUCUAACAGUCAAGAGCUUCUUGAGUUUGUAAUAAUUUACUAUAUUCUUGUGACCCUAAUGUUUGAUUUAUUGGUGAUACUGUUUAGAGAAAUCAGAUGCUUAUCAUUCUUGGGGGUUAAAGGGUGAAUAUACCUGUAAAAUUUUCAGGGUAGCCUGACAAAUUGAGGUGGGUGGAGGUGGGGGAAGGUUGGGGGGGUGGGGGGGGGGAACCAGUAUCAAUGUUCCUAGUUGCUUCAUACUGUGAACUAUGGUAGGCUGUGCUUGACAAAACAUAGUGCAAAAAAUGUUGUGUAACGUACCGUCAGUGGCAAGAAACGUUGCGCAAGGAUACAUGAAGGUCCAAGGAGACUAUUUAGAAGUGUUUAGAUCAAGUAUAGAAGUGUAUGACGGAAAGACGUACUUCAACUAGCAAGUUUCGCAUUGAUUUGAUGACUAUUUCUUCUCUCAUAUACAGGUCAGAAGUACCUUAGAAGAGGCCCUUGGAAAUUUCUUCCUGGAAAUUUCUUUCGUCGUUCAUCCUGUUGGCGUUGUUAUGGAACUAUGA